AUGUAUACGCACCAGCAACAGCAGCAACAGCAGCAUCAUCUAGCACCGGAAACCUGGGUGGUGUUUAAGGUGCCCGAGGGCCUAGGGAACCUGGUAACAGACCAUCACCAAGUCCAUUUGUUGGCCGAUGGUUGUGGAAUGGUUGAAGAGAAGGGCAAGAUCAUUCGCUCCCUCUCGCUCUCUUGGUUCGCUCACCUGCUCACCAGCAAGUUUGACAAGGAGAUUAAUGGUGCAACCAGCAAGAGCUCUGAUACAGUGGACGCAACCUCUCAAGCAACGUCGCUGGAUGGAAUCAUGGGAUUCGGGCUGGAGCUUAUUCUAACAAAGCUAGACCACGUGGAUCAUCAAUUGCGGGAACUUCGAGAACAAAUGGACGGUCUCCAAGAGAAAAUGGUGAAUGUUCCUUUUUCUCACGAGAAGACACCGACGGCUUCGAAGCACAAUGCGCUCCCAUUUACAUCGUGUAGAAACGCGUCAUCAAGCGUGUCGGGAGUAUACCUUAUCAGUGCCAGCAAUGCUACUGCACCGUUCAAAGUGUACUGUGAACAGGAGCUAUUUGGUGGCGGUUGGAUUGUAGUGCAACAUCGCUUCGAUGGUUCGGUUGAUUUUUACCAAAAUUGGGACCAAUAUCGAGACGGGUUUGGUGAGUUAGACGGCGAGUUUUGGCUCGGCCUGGAACGCAUGCAUCAACUCACGUCGGCCCGUGCACACGAAAUAAUAUUCGAGAUGAAGGACAUGAAGGGUGCAUACGAGUACGCCCGUUACAAUGCGUUUAAAGUGGGAAGUGAGAGCGAAAAGUAUAAAGUGAAAACCCUGGGAUCGCAUAGUGGCACUGCGCGCGAUGGAAUGAGAAGAGGGGAAAAGUUCUCUACGAAGGAUCGGGACAAUGAUGGGAGUUCCGAGUUCCAUUGGGCUGUUCAUUACGAAGGCGCCUGGUGGUUCAGUUUUUUUGGUGGCGCUGCAAAUUUAAAUGGACGGUACUCGAAUAAUGGAGGUGACAAAUCCAUUUGGUGGUGGAAUACCAACAGCAAUCGUGGCAUAUAUUUCACCAGGAUGAUGAUUCGCGAGCUGUAA
Molecule: messenger RNA, 1074 nt
Organism: Anopheles darlingi
Lineage: Eukaryota; Metazoa; Arthropoda; Insecta; Diptera; Culicidae
Product: angiopoietin-related protein 1-like
Exons: 3
Coding region: 1-1074 (357 amino acids)
Source: RefSeq, a predicted model, not a curated record